Messenger RNA from Meira miltonrushii, 895 nucleotides. RefSeq lists its product as uncharacterized. NCBI's taxonomy places the organism in Eukaryota, Fungi, Basidiomycota, Exobasidiomycetes, Exobasidiales, Brachybasidiaceae. The record is from RefSeq and is a predicted model, not a curated record. The coding region runs from base 1 to 867 and encodes 288 amino acids. The transcript has a single exon.
AUGGUAAAAGAAGUUUCACAAGCAGCAAAAUCGUUCGGAAGCAGGAUGUCUAAAGCACCAAGUGGAAAAGGUUUCUCGAUUCCUGGACGUGGAAUGGCAAGUAAAGCACAUUUUGCCAACGAUUUACAUACUUCUUCGCCAAAAUCAAUCUUACGUCCUAAACAAGUUUCUCCACAACGAUCAAAAAUUUCAAAUCGUGUAAGCUUUCAUGAAAGACAUGUUGUUCAACCAUCUUCCUCUUCGAAGCAUACUAUGCCACCUUAUGGAGGCACGAUUGGACGUGUAGAAGUACACGAAGGUUCAAAGUCAGCAAGACCACUAAACAAAAAAGAAUCUUUCAAGAAUCCAUGGGGACACAGUAGUAGUUCUGCUACAUCAAAGCCAAAGAAUAAUGAAGGAAGCAGAAGAAAUCGAGCACAAUCACAAGGAAGCGCAUUCUUUCAAUCUAUGCACAAUCGUCAACAAUCACAAAGGCAAAGUCAUGUUGGUGGCGGUCCUGCUGCAUCUACAGCGCAUUCACCCGCAUCCAGUCAUUCUCCAACUCAUCAAUCAGGAGAAGGAUCAGGAGAAGUUGAAAAGCCUGUAAAAGGCCUAGCAAAAGUAGCAAGAGAUUAUCCAGGACUAGGAUUCGCAGUGACUGGAGCAGCAAUGAUUGUUGGAACGACAAAGAUUGUGACGCAUAAUAUGCGUGCAAAAGAAGAGGAAGUGAUGCGUAAAAAGAAAGAGUUGGGUGUUCCACCUGUUGAUUUGAGUAAAGAACGAAAAGCAGAACAAAAAAAGUUGCAAAAACAAGCCCAGGCUUCCACACCUCCGCCGCCAGCACCAAAGCCUUCACCACCUCCAGAACCAGUAAAGGGGAAACCUUAGCUUUUCAUCAUUCUGACAUGUACUUGUA